Molecule: messenger RNA, 3064 nt
Organism: Anoplopoma fimbria (sablefish)
Lineage: Eukaryota; Metazoa; Chordata; Actinopteri; Perciformes; Anoplopomatidae
Gene: rab25b
Product: RAB25, member RAS oncogene family b
Exons: 5
Coding region: 302-928 (208 amino acids)
Biological process (GO): exocytosis
Cellular component (GO): recycling endosome
Molecular function (GO): GTPase activity; GTP binding
Source: RefSeq, a predicted model, not a curated record
CAAGCCCCGCCUGCUGCAGCUGAACAACAACCUGGAAACACUCAGCAUGUCUUGUUCAAACAAGCCAGCUCUGUAGCUCAGAUAGGGAAGGGUGGCGAAGGGCAGAAAGCUGGCGACUGGCAUUCAUGUGUCAAGAGACAUUUCUGCAACCACUGUCUUUCCUGAAGCCUGAGGAUCUGAGGAGGAGGAGGAGGAGGAGGCUGUGAGUCAGUGUCGUCUUACAUCCUGACCUGCUGAUCUGUCUGUGAGUGCUGGAGACACGGCAGUAAACUGAGGGGCGGCAACACUGGAUGGACAGAACAUGGGGUCAGAUGAGGCCUACAACUUUGUCUUUAAGGUGGUUUUAAUUGGAGAAUCUGGUGUAGGGAAGAGCAAUCUGCUGUCCCGCUUCACCAAAAACGAGUUCAACCAUGACAGCCGCACAACCAUCGGGGUGGAGUUCAGCACACGGACAACGCAGCUCAGCGGCUUCACCAUAAAGGCCCAGAUCUGGGACACGGCCGGACUGGAGCGAUACCGGGCCAUCACUUCUGCGUAUUACAGAGGAGCUGUUGGAGCCCUGCUGGUAUAUGACAUCACGAAACACCUCACCUAUGAGAGUGUGGAGCGCUGGCUGAAGGAGCUGUACGACCACGCUGACCCCCACAUUGUGGUCAUGCUGGUGGGCAACAAGUCUGACCUGGAUUCAGAGAGGUCUGUGCCCAACGAAGAGGCAAAAGACUACGCAGAAAAGAAUGGUCUUUUGUUUCUGGAGACGUCUGCUUUGGAGUCAACAAACGUGGAGGCAGCAUUCAACAAUGUCCUAGCAGAGAUUCACAGGAAGGCAAACAGUAAGGAAGUGGUUCGAGGCCCUAUCAGCGCCGUGACCUUGAACAGCUCCAGCGCAGAAAACACAGAGCAAGGGAAACCCUGCUGCAGGAACAUCUGAUCGCGGGGGCCACAGGUCGGGCGACAGUUGACCUACACCCACAACCCUGUGUUGAGCUCGACGACAAAGCAUGCGACACGGCAACCAUGGGGGCCAAUAUAAUUGGUUUUGGCUUAAGUGAUGCCUCUUUUUGUGCAAGCUGCAUGAUGGCAUAUUCAAAAGAUGACUCAUAUAUGUGAAUGAAUGUAGCUGGAGUCCAACAUCAAUCUUUUAAGAGUCCCCUACUGACUAUUGAACAUAGGUCAAAAGUUAAACACUUAACCGUGAAACCUGUAAGAUUAAAUAUUUAUAAUCCAUGCACAGAAUUGGAGAACCUCGGCUGCAUCAUGGUAAAUGUAAACGACACAUGACAGUUUUAAAGUUUGUUGGUUGGUGGCAGUGUGAGUCUUGCUGUCACUGCUGAGCUCCAGCUGAUGAUCGCGGAUCAGACUGAUUGUAAUUGUGUUGAAAAAUAAAUGAUUUAUGGAGAACAAGGGCGUGCUAUUUGUUUCUUGAGACAAAAGAGAAGUGUUUUUCUCAGAGGACAUUUUGACAUGUCAUAGUAUGAAAAGCUCAGGUGUUGAUAAGGUAUUGGUCCUUGUGCUUUUCCCACUGCGACUAGUCAAAAGUCUGCUCUGAUGAAGGCCUUUAGAAAUAAAGUUAUUAGGAAUACCAGAUUAGUAAUAUUUACCACCUCAUCAGGGAUUCAGUUCAAAUGAAAUGCUUGUUUUCAAUCACAGCAACGCACACACAGACUACUAAUAAAUCAUUUCUGAUGUAAGCUCAACUCUCUGGUAAACAUUAUUUGUUUGGUUUUGGGUUUCCGAUCCAGUCCUCUCGCAAACUGUUUCUCAUCAAACGCUUGGCUGCAGCAGAUGUUCUUAACCUUGCAGGAUCUCCAUAAUGAGGUCUAAAAACUCUGAAAGUGCAAAGAUGUGGAAACAAAAAAAUAAUUUUAGACAUACAGUAAGCAUCUCCGUCCGACAGAAUAGGUCAGGGGUAUGCAACCUUUUUCCGAGCAUGACAUUCAGUUUUCCUCUGACAGUGCUGGGAUAAUUAACUGGCCCAAUUACAGUUGGCGAAACGCUGCCAGAACGAUGAUGCACAUAGUGAGUGAGUGCACAGACCUCUUUAUGAGGCCGGGGAGAUACGGUAGAAAUGUUUUUUACAUCCUGCUGCAAAUUCGAUAACAGUGAAACUAAAACCAGCUGUCAGUUUUAUUGGUGGAUUGCCUGAUAAGGGACGGAGAAAACAAGACUUGAACAAACACAAGGUGUCAGCUGGUCAGUGUUAUCCAUGUCUGAUAUGAUAAAAAAGUGCCUCCCUGAGCACAACAACGUGACAACAGUGUGUAAAACCUGUGUGAAAUCUCAAUUUAUUGAUGAGUUUACACACUGACUGCAAGCUGUUUCAGGGACUUUCGCUUUCUGCCAAGAGUGAAAUUGUCCAAUAAUGUAUACAAUUACUGUGACUAUGUAUUAUAAUUAAAUUUUUACUCAUUAGUCAAUGUAUGCAUGUUAUUGUUUAUCUAGAUAAUAUAUACAGUGCAUGCUUUUAAUAUGCAUUUAUAGCCCACAUUUCAGGAGCAUCUUAGAUUCUUUAAUUACUGUCCAAUAGUUUAUUUUAAGCUUGUGUUUUGUGCUGGUGGGAGUGGGAAAUGUCAUUUUCAAAAAUAGCUAUAUUUUAUACAUUAUCAACCUGAUUUUAAUAUUUAGAAAGCACCAAAUCCAAAUUUCUGUCACUUUUAGUAUCCAUCUGGAUACCUUGAAUGACUGAAGUCUGCAUUUGAUAGCUUUAAAUGUCAUGAUUUCCAUUGUCUCAAUAAAGUUUUACUUGACAAAUAAAUACACUGUUUCAAAAUGAAAUGGCACAGAAUGUUGUCUUUCAGGAACUUCAGUAUAAAUGACCUGUUAGCAUAGAAAGAGGAGAAAGAAGAAGGGGGAAUUUGAUAAACCUGUUUUGCAUACAUUGUACAUACAUUUUACUUCCUCACUGUUUGGUGUCGACUGUAAAGGUCGUUUUCACAGCAGCCAUUUUGACAUGUCCUUGCAGGAAUUAUGGCCCUAUUCCAUUUAGGUGGGUCAGGGUCCUGGUAUUGUGCAUGGUGGCCAACUGGAAUAACUGUGACACACUAAAUAUGUGAAUGGAACACUGUUA